CACUCAGAGCUGGUUGUAGGAAAUGCGGGACAAGGCGAGAUGUCAGCAGGGCCGUGUUUAUCUGUUCCAGCGAUGAAGCCCAAUAUACUCUUGAAGUGAGUUUUUUACGUUAAUAAACCAAUCGGACCUUUGUGCUCAAUGCCAACGCUCAAGAGGAUCUGCUUUCAUGCGAAGUGGAAGAGCAGCGCUGAGCGGCAGUGUCUAGCUAACAUCAUCUUUGCUAGCCCAACAACACACCACCACCCUGCAGCGAAAGGUCGCCAACUAACGUUACACGGGCUAGUUUGCACUUUUGGCUUUAUUAAUAAAACUUUCUCAUCAGCCCAACGGCUUACCAACGGCCUGUCACGCUCUCACCUUUCAUCCGUUUAACGGCGGCGGCGGGGGGGUCAAGUUAACCGGAGCCGACAGGAACCCCCCCGGACGGACGGAUCACACAGUUGCGGCUGUCACAUCAAGAGGGAGACAUGGCUGAAGUCUCCGCCCUCAGCCCCUCUCCCCCCAGUAUGGGAGACCAGACAGUGCCCGCUCCCUCCAGCCCACAGCCGCUCCCCUCAGAAACUCCAAUCCCAAAAUCAUCUCUAUAUGGAGAUCGAGCAGUGAUGAGCAACCCAACAAUACAGACAGGUGGAAAAACCUCCACUUCCCCAGGUUCCCCUGACAAAAACAUUGUUGCUCCCUCUUUAACAGCAACAAACAGUGCUGGUGAUCCACAGGUGGAUGUACUAGCUGCUACAGAUGCAGGGAUUAAUGGGAAGAAUACUUUAAGUGGCCACACUGAUGCACAGGGGUCAGAGCCUGAACAUCAGAUGCCCGUUUCCCCCGAACUUCCGAGUCCUAAUCUCUACCCCAAUGUUGUUGAAGUCAGCCAUGUUUCCAAUCCUGCUCCCUCCAUGGACGCUCCCCCUGAACACCCCCCUUCUCCGAGUCCUAAUCUCUACCCCAAUGUUGUUGAAGUCAGCCAUAUUUCCAAUCCUGCUCCCACCAUGAACGCUCCCCCUGAACACCCCCCUUCUCCGAGUCCUAAUCUCUACCCCGAUGUUGUUGAAGUCAGCCAUAUUUCCAAUCCUGCUCCCUUCAUGGAUGCUCCCCCUGAACACCCCCCUUCUCCUAUUCCUGUGUCCUCAGAACAUCUCACAACCUCCAACCCCGCUCCCUCUCACCCUUCACAAGACUCCACAGCAGAUCCUUUUUCAGAAGCACAAGCCGAACCCCUGCCCGACCAGAACCCCAACACUCCAAAUACUUCCAGCACAAGCAGAAUGGCCCUCGAGCCUCCCUGCACGCCAUCAAAAGCUGAUCCCCCAGCUGUGCUGGUGCAGGAGUCAGGUGGGUCUUUUGUUCUGCCCUCUCACACACGACCGGCUCCGGACACGCUCAGCUACCUGGAAUCGGCCAGUCUGAUGUCAGGCACACUGGAGUCUCUGUCAGGGCUCGGAGAGGAUGGAAGCUCUGUGGGGUCAGAUUCGGAGAUCAACGGCCCUAUACGACGCACUGAUAAAUAUGGGUUUCUAGGAGGCACACAAUACAAUGAGGCCAGUGAGGCAGAGAUUCGUGUGGCUGUGGCGAGACAGAGAGAGAUGAAAUGGCUGGACAUGUUCAGAAACUGGGACAAGUGGAUAUCUCGACGCUUUCAAAAGGUGAAAAUUCGCUGCAGGAAAGGAGUCCCCUCCUCGCUGAGAUCUAAAGCCUGGCAGCUGCUGUCAAACAGCCAGGAACUUUUUGAGUCGAAUCCUGGGAAAUUUGAGGAGCUGGAGAAAGAUCAAGGAGAUCCAAAGUGGUUAGACAUUAUAGAGAAGGACUUGCACAGGCAGUUCCCCUUCCAUGAGAUGUUUGCGGCUCGGGGAGGACAUGGACAGCAAGAUCUGUACCGUAUACUGAAGGCCUACACCAUCUACCGGCCGGAUGAGGGCUACUGUCAGGCCCAGGCACCAGUGGCAGCAGUUCUGCUCAUGCACAUGCCUGCCGAGCAAGCAUUCUGGUGUCUUGUGCAAAUCUGUGAGAAAUUCUUGCCAGGGUAUUACAGUGCUGGUUUGGAAGCUAUCCAGCUGGACGGAGAGAUUUUUUUCUCUCUGCUGAGGAGAGUGUGUCCCAUGGCUUACCGCCAUCUGAAGAAAUUUAAGAUUGACCCCAUCCUAUACAUGACAGAGUGGUUUAUGUGCAUCUUCUCCCGUACGCUGCCUUGGUCCUGUGUCCUGCGCGUUUGGGACAUGUUCUUUUGUGAAGGAGUGAAGAUCAUAUUCCGUGUGGGUUUGGUUCUACUCAAGCAAAUGCUUGGAUCUGUGGAUAAGCUCCGUGAGCUGCAGGGCAUGUAUGAGACCAUGGAGCGACUGAGGAACAUUCCCCCUGAAAGUAUCAAAGAGGAAGUUAUGGUGCAAGAGAUUAUCUCUCUAUCCGUGACGGAGGCUCUCAUAGAGAGGGAGUGCACUAUUCAGGUGCGGAAGUGGCGGGAAUCUCGUGGUGAGUUGACUCAUCAACCAGGACGUCGGCUACAUGGCACUCGGGCCAUCUUCGAGCAGAAGCAUCGGGCUGCUGCGAUCAGCUCAGGUGGCAGCCUGUCCUUCCUGAGUCACAUCCCUGCUCCCGGCCCUCUGCGUGCGUCCUCAAGUCUCCUAUCUCUUCCUGGCCUGAGAAAGUCUAAGUCACCAUUUUAUUCUCAGAGUAAGAAAGGACAGGAUGAUGUUCCACUGCAGACCCUAGGGGGCGGCAUCGGUGCAGUGACAACGCAAUCCUCAUCUUCCUUAGCUGGGACGACCCACUCAAAGCCUCCCAUAUCUCCUCCUUAUAACGCUGGAGCUGGGAUGCGUCCGCAGGUGCCACAUGGGACCAGUCCUCUAGCGUCGACAUCUGUUCCCAUGGCACCGGCUCCGACCGCACACGUCUCCAGUGCACAAAUGCUUCAGCCCUCACCUAAAGUCGUAUCUGAGUACAUCACCCCCACCAUUCCCUCACCAACCGCAAACAACGCCCCUUUACCGCCAUGCCCCGAAACCGUGAAACCAUCAACAGCGGGGGCAUCGGAGGAGGACGGAAAGAAGAAGAAGAGAAGUAAGGAGGACAAGAAGCGGGAGAAGGAUGAGGAAAGGCAAAAAUUACGAGAAAAGAAGGAAAAGGAGAAGACUGAGAAGGAGAGGCUGAAAAAAGAAAAGGAUAAAGCAGAGAAGGAGAAGAAAAAGGAGAAGGGAGGGAAGAAAAAAGAUAAAGGAGGAGGGGGGACAGAGGAGAAGAAUGGUGCGGCAGCGGCCAAAGAUCAGGCUUAAAAAGAGAAUAAGAUAGAGAGGAAAAAUGAACUCCUGUAACGUCCAUUUCAUCUCAAGUUCUCAUUUCAGAAGAAUAACUGGAUCAUUGCUCCUGCCCCUCACGCUCCACUCAUCAUAUCUUCUGUAUGAAAGUGCGUUCAGAGCCCAAUGCUGACCUACGAAACAGGCAAAACUGAAUAUUAUUCAGAUAAGGGGUUUCUCUUGAAAGUAGAUAUCAGGUUGAGAUCAACAGUAUAGUCUGAAGGCAGUUCCAGUGUAAUGGGUGCCAUGGUGUAUAUAGACCUCUUGCGCCUUGUGUGAAGGGCUCAUCUGUGCCAGUCCGAUUUCCUGAUCUCUGUGGUCACAAACAAAAUAUCCGAGAAAAGCAAGGCUUUGAUUUAAGCCAUAGUGCAAGUAAUAAUGGUAGUACGUGAGUGUUCUGCAGGACCUAUUUAGUCAUUGUAUUGUUGUUUGUUAGUGUGUGUUAUUGUAUGUUUGUGCCUUGACAUUGUAGUGAACUGUAUCACAGUGUUGUGUGGCAGACAGGUCUUAAAAGGUUUGUGGUUCUCUCAACUUAAGCAAGCACGUCUUUCUUUCACUUUCACAACGUUAAACGGCAGAAGAAGUGUAAGGAAGUGGCCAGUAGGGGGACAACUGGGGAAUAAAUGUGUUAAAUAUUGAGAACUGGGAGGGGAGAAUAGUCAAAUAAUUCAGACUUAGAUGUGUUUCUCUUUCAAAACUAAAAGAACAAAAAAAAGAACCACUUUUGUGUCUCAGCAUCUAAUAUUUGAUGAAUUAUUAACCAUUUGAAAAGUUUAAAUCUUCCAAGUUAACCUAAAUACUAGGAGAUUUUUCUAACAGGAUAAAACUAUUUAUGAGAAAGCGUACCUAUUUCCGCUGUUCAAUCUUAGUCCAUCUUUACGUAAGCCUCAGCAAAAAUGUGGCAUUUCAUUGCAUGGACACUCCACUUUCUCUGAUGAUCUGGCUUAUUUUAUUUAUUUUAUUUUAACAAACAUACACUGUGGUUAAGGUUAAAAUCUGCCAGGUAUAUGUGUGGUUUGAUGUUAAUAAUCUUGCUAUUGAUACGAAUGUAGAGUUCGGACUGUAAUUUAUCAGAUUUUGCACUGAGGCCUGUUGAUUUUCACCACUAACCUUGAUCAGUUCAUGUAAUGUAGGACACCCUCUAAUCCAGUUCAUCUGAAUCUGUAAUUCUGUACCUUUAUUGGAAGGGUUGGUGCAGAAGUGUAGCAUUAAACUUUGAAGCGCUGAGGCUUCAGGCUGUAAUGUUUUGAUGUACAAACUAUUAAUUUAAUCAGAUAAAACUAUGUUAUAUCUAUUCUAGUUAUUAGUUUUUGGUUGAAUUAGAUUUUUUUUUCUAUGCAAGUAUACAAAGGCCUGGUAGACUGGAAUGACAGUGAACUUUCAGAAUGAGAGGGCCCACUGUAAGGAGAGUUUUGUGAAGAACUAUUUAAUCACAGGAUUUGAGUUUUAUUUUUGAGUGGUGAAAGUGUUUUUUGCACGUCUGCUCUUGACAUCUUGGAGAACAAAGCCAAUCAUUUGUUAUUUAUUUUAGAUAUUUAAAAAUCACAAGAUUGUCUAGUGUUACUGCAGUAUUUGUGUUAUGGGAGAUGGUAAAGAUGUUCAUUCAUUUUUUUCUUAUAAUGUGCCCAGGGGGCCAUGAUUCAGAAGACGAAAGGAUGAUCCAAAGCUGUUAAAUAAAUCGUAAACUAGGCAUUUCUGUGUUAAAUUUUAUUAUCUUAAACAGACGUUUAACUGAACAGUGUUACUUUUAAUGUCAAGUAAACUGAGGACUAAGCCCGCCAUGACCCACUGACCCCUCAAUAAUUAUGACUUAUUCUGAUAAGUCAUAAUUAUAAGUGAUAAGUGAUUGGACCGUUCUUAGAUUCAUAUUCUUCUACCCCUACUAGAUAUUUAUUGUUGAGUAUUCUGAAGACCUGAAAUGGGAUAUCACUUAACCAAGUCCUGGUAAAGAGGGACUUCCUUUGCAAUAUAGUACUGUCAGUGUUUUAAUGAUGUCUUCUGUGUUCAUAGACUCAGUGUGUCACGCUGGCCUUUUAUUGUUCAAUCUCAAUUUUAGGUGGCCAUACCUCAUCCUCAACUAUUGGUGGUGCCCUUACUGACCGUUUUGGUCAUUGCUUCCUCAAAUGGCACUUAUGUUCAAAUGGCAAGCAAGCAAAUCAUGUCUAUGCAAACUUUAUGUUCUUAACUGUCUGCGCAAUGUUGAUGUUAGCGUUCAUGUCAUGGCCACCAGGGGGAUAAAACUGAAGGUCACUGUAGCCUUUACUUAAAGUUAGAUUGGAUUGCAAUGUCCAUGGCCUGUUAUUUCCAGAUGACAUGGAAAAUCUGGAUUCAUGUGUGUUAUCCUGAAGAAUUGCUCUAGGUUUCACCCACUGGGUAAAAACCUGGCACCUUUCACACUUCUUGUCUGUUUGGCCAAGGGUACGACAGGUGGACUUUGUACGUUGUGCUCACCAAGAAUUAAUGCAAGGUCAUCCAGUCUUGGUUUAUUAACACUGAGACAGCUAGGACAAGCUGAAAAGUGGUUGACUUGUGUUAUGGAUUUCUGCAUUGGUCAAUAUGGCCUAAUGUAUAUAGUAGGAUUGUUGUAAAACUAAUUUUAAUUAUUUUUAUUUUUAUUGUAGAUUUUGUUUUGGACAGUGAACUCUCAUGUCACUUUUCUCGGACUUGUUUUUAAGUUUACAUUAAAACAUUUAACGUUACUGUUAAGAAAGAAAAAAUAAUAGAUGAAGAGUUGUUCCAUAAAUGCAGAAAAAGAAGUUCACACAGUGUAUUUAAUAAUUAAUUUGAUGACAGUUGUGCUGAAUAAUAAAUCAUAAUAUAUUAAAAAUCCCUCUGUUGUGUCUGUGUUUGUUACAUUAGGAUAUUUUUGAAGUGACAUCGAACUAAGUACUCACCUGUUACUCAUCCAAUUUUAUUUAAGAUUACAUGAUUCGUGAAGAUCCGUAGAGUUGUUUUUACGAAUACAGGAUGUUGGAGAAUUGUUUAACGUUGUCUAACUAUUUUUUUACUUUAAAUUAUGUCUAUUCCUUGUAAAUGUCCGUAUUAUGAAAAGUCCUGCUGCUUUGCCCUGGUAGCCGCGCGCACCGGGAAAAGGCGCGAAUUUCUGAGGUGAGAGUCUUUCACAAUUUGUGACCAGAGGGUGGUAACGUUAAGAUAUUAAUUUAAUAUGUCUAAUAUCCAAGUGAAAAGACUUUUAACACGAACUUUACCUUAUUUUAUAAUGUUAAAGGUCGCAGGUGGAUACGACCAACAUGAAACUAGCACAGGGAUACAGUAACGUUAGCUGUUAUGAUUCAUUUUUACAUUUUUUUGUCUUGUUAAUGUUGUUUUCUUUUUUUUUUACUUGUUUGACACUUGGUAUAUGUUUUAAUGCUUUAAAUACAACCUCAUGUUCUCAUUUAAUGGUUUUAACUCGUCUUUUUUGACGUGGAGAUGAAUAUAAAGCGGAGCAGCUUUGCUUUUGUUGCCACUAGGCGGUGCUGUUCACACAGUACUUCUGCCCACCUUGGGAUCUAAAAAAAUCCAAGACUUGCAGCUUUAUUGCAGACAGUCUUGUUUUACAUUUCUGUCUCUACGAGUUAUAGUUACAGCAGAGACAGAUAGAGAUGUCUCGCAGACACAGCAGUACAAAAGAUAGAUGUUUUAUUCACAGUUUGUGUAUUUUUAUUGGUUACAGAAGAGUGCUUGACAAGGCAAAGCAGGCCCAGAUGCAGAAAGCAAAUAGUGGGUAGAUUAAAAAAAGACAUGGACAUAGCAAUAGUGAAGAGGAGGGGAGAGGGGGAGUGAAGAUAUGUUUUCUUUCAGUCCUCGCUCUCCUCGCGUCCUUGGACGGUCUGCCUCUCUAACUCCCUCCAUGAUAACUUGGCAUCACUUUUAGGAGACCAAGAUCUCUCAGUACAAACCUCACUUUCUCCUUUCUCUGUUAGUUCUCUGUUGUAGUCAACUGUGAAAGAGAUGUGAUAGGCUCCUCUAUUAUAGAGUGGGAUCACUUCAACCUUGCUUCUUCCCGAGAGUGGGCUUACAAAAUUCGUCCAGAUUUUCCUAGUGAGCUGUUUCAGCCAAACGAAGAAAGGAGCUAUAUUCAGUUCCACCCUCAAGGUAACAGCAGAUGUUGCAACAUUUAUGCAUGCUUUAGACGUGAUGGUCAUGGUAAUGAGUGAGAAACCGAGAGAAAGAGAGAGAGAGAGUAUGUGAGAGGUAUGGAAAUGAUGUUAAAAUGUUUUAUUGAAAACAAUUCCAUGUCCCCACUGACAGACACUGUGGUCAUCAGUCUCUCCACCCUCCCAAUCGAGUCUCAGUGAGAUAAGUCUUUGAUUUUGAAUGAGAGCAGAAUUUGGGAGAGAUAGAGAGUGUAAGUGCUUGAGAGUAACACAGAUGAUGGAAAGGAAGAAGAGGAAGAAACACAAAGUGAGAGAAGGAG
Triplophysa rosa is the source of this 7701-nucleotide messenger RNA. RefSeq names its product TBC1 domain family member 10A-like. Lineage: Eukaryota; Metazoa; Chordata; Actinopteri; Cypriniformes; Nemacheilidae. Bases 468 to 3260 code for a protein of 930 amino acids. The record is from RefSeq and is a predicted model, not a curated record. The transcript is spliced from 10 exons.